AAUCAUGGCCGCUCUCAGAACUCCGUUGAGGUUGUGGAAGUUCCAGUUGGGCUCUCGGCGAGCAGAGCGGGUCUGCGCUCGAGCCGCAGCCCAGCGCCACCCCGAUGCUCUGCUCGCGACGCGGCCCCAGCCUUUCGAGGUGGGGCAGCCAUGCCGCCUGCUCAGCUCCGAGGCAGACUCUGGUAGCUCAGAAAUCAAGAAACCUACAUUUAUGGAUGAGGAAGUCCAGCGUAUCCUCACCAAGAUGACAGGCCUGGACUUGAAGAAGACUUUCAAGCCUGCUGUACAACCACUGAAGCCACCCACCUAUAAGUUGAUGACCCAGGCCCAGUUGGAAGAGGCUACUAGAGUGGCAGUUGAAGCAGCUAAAGUACGAUUAAAGAUGCCACCAGUUCUGGAAGAACGAACGCCAAUAAAUGACGUCUUAGCUGAGGAUAAGAUUUUGGAAGGAACAGAAACAAACAAAUACGUGUUUACUGACAUAUCAUAUAACAUACCACAUCGGGAACGUUUUAUUGUUGUUCGAGAACCAAGUGGCACACUACGCAAAGCUUCGUGGGAAGAACGGGACCGGGUGAUACAAAUUUAUUUCCCAAAAGAAGGUCGUAGAGUUUUGCCACCAGUAAUUUUCAAAGAUGAAAACCUUAAGACCAUGUACAGCCAAGACCGCCAUGCUGAUGUCCUCAAUCUCUGUGUUGCCCAGUUUGAGCCAGAUUCCACUGAGUAUAUCAAGGUUCAUCAUCAGACCUAUGAAGAUAUAGAUAGACAUGGAAAGUAUGAGCUUCUGCGUUCCACAAGGCACUUUGGUGGCAUGGCUUGGUAUUAUGUAAAUAAAAAAAAGAUUGAUGGUUUGCUCAUCGAUCAAAUCCAGAGAGACUUGAUUGAUGAUGCCACCAGCCUGGUCCAGCUGUAUCACAUGCUCCAUCCAGAUGGCCAGUCGGCUCAAGAGGCCAAAGAGCAGGCUGCUAAGGGAGUGGAUUUAAUUAAGGUCUUCGCACAAACAGAAGCACAGAGAGGAGCAUAUAUAGAAUUAGCACUCCAGACUUAUCAAGAAAUAGUCAUCGGCCAUUCUGCAGCGUCCUGAGAACAAUU
Messenger RNA from Chionomys nivalis (European snow vole), 1092 nucleotides. RefSeq names its product mitochondrial ribosomal protein S22 (gene Mrps22). Gene Ontology annotation, cellular component: mitochondrial small ribosomal subunit. The transcript is spliced from 8 exons. The record is from RefSeq and is a predicted model, not a curated record. NCBI's taxonomy places the organism in Eukaryota, Metazoa, Chordata, Mammalia, Rodentia, Cricetidae. Gene Ontology annotation, molecular function: structural constituent of ribosome. Bases 5 to 1084 code for a protein of 359 amino acids.